GGACGUUUUGUCUCUUAAGCUAGGAAAAAAGAAGAAUCAUCGUGAUGUCGAGCAGGUUCGCAUUGGCCGUCGGUUGCUUCCUGGGUGCCGCCGGCCUCACCCUCCUUCACCAUUCCAAACGCGCCAAGAAGGAAGCCGAGUUUCUUACUUCCGCCACAAGGCUCGCCCUCAAAGAACUAGGGAAGCUUUUCGACGACGACAAUCGAGAGAGAGACCCGCCUGCUCUUGUUGCUGUCUCGGGAAGAGUUGGGUCCUCGGAGCCGAUCGCUUGCAAGAUCAGCGGCCUCAAAGGUGUUUUGGUGGAAGAAAAGGAGGAGCUAGAGUUCGAAAGGAAGCAUCCUGUUUAUGGGUGUUGGAGUCGGGAUUCUGCCCUAACGAACUUGAAGACCAAAGAGGUUCCCUGGUAUCUGGAUGAUGGAACCGGUCAGCUUGUGUAUGUUCGGGGAGCCCGUGAAGCCUGUCGUUUCAGCUUUGCUGUGAAGAGGGAAGUUUUUGAGGAGUGCCCCAAAACACCAACUGAACAUAAAUUCCUCAAGCUUUUUGGAGUGAAGCGAACUGAGAGCCUGAUCCCAACUGGUACCUCCUUGACUGUCGUUGGCGAGGCUGUAAGAGAUGAAAGUGGGAGAGUUUGGGUUCAGCCACCACCAGAGGAGGAAGCGCCAUUUUAUGUCUUUCAAAUGACCAUGGAUGAACUUGUUGCCUAUCUGAAACAGAAUGGAAGCCUCUUCAAGGAUUUCUCCGAGGUUUUGAUGAUAUCUGUUGGUUUUGUGGUUGUGUUCGGGUGGAUGUGCUGAGGGAGGAGAACUUCCCAGAGGAGAUGAAUGAAUUGAGAAACAAAAAUUUGCAGCAAUUUUGGAGGAUCGCGCGUAUUCGACUCUUACGAUUUCUUUU
Linum tenue is the source of this 891-nucleotide messenger RNA. The record is from the annotation of a GenBank genome assembly. Lineage: Eukaryota; Viridiplantae; Streptophyta; Magnoliopsida; Malpighiales; Linaceae.